Molecule: messenger RNA, 1070 nt
Organism: Anopheles moucheti
Lineage: Eukaryota; Metazoa; Arthropoda; Insecta; Diptera; Culicidae
Product: DNA damage-regulated autophagy modulator protein 1
Exons: 5
Coding region: 223-1008 (261 amino acids)
Source: RefSeq, a predicted model, not a curated record
GCGGUUAUAAUUGAACAAAUACAUUGCAAGUGCGCUAGCAAUCGAAACUACGAGCAGUAGUUGACGAUUCGCGGCAUUCGGUGAAUCCCAACCUUACUACGAUGCGCGGCUAGGCGUAACGCGCUAAUUGGAGCGUCGUGAGUAAGAACAACCCGUGUGGGUGUUCAUCCCCUUUAAUCCCACUAUUUCUUCCCCGGUUGAAUAGUGCAAAGCAAGAGCACCAUGUCGAAGCUGUACCUACUUCCAAUAUCAGUGUUUUUGCUGUUUAAUUUCACCUUCAUCGGCACAUACAUCGCUGCAGUGCUACAGGGUCAUGUCGUACCGACCGUGCCGUACAUCAGUGAUGCAGCAACCUAUUCACCCGAAAGCUGCGUCUUUGGGCAGUUCAUCAACAUUGGAUGUGUACUGCUCGGAAUCACGAUUUACGUGCGCUAUCGACAGAUACAGGAACUCUCGUACCGGCACAGUGACGUCAGGCAGGCUUUAGGUCGAUGCAGCACUGUCGGGUUCUGGAUUGGCAUCGGUUCCUGUCUUGGUAUCAGCAUCGUCGGCAACUUCCAGGAGACAAACGUACGGAUCGUUCAUUAUGUGGGCGCGUUCCUUAGCUUCGGGCUCGGCACGGUAUACUUCUGGAUACAAUCGUACAUUUCCUACUACAUCCAGCCGUACAUGGGCACGAUGCAGAAAGCGAACCUCCGGAUGGCUUUGUCAGUCGUGUGUACCGUGUUCUUCAUGAUCGUCGCCGUGACGGGCGUCAUCUCGCAUAUCCUGUUCCGUGGUACGGAUCCGCGCAAAUGGUAUCCAUCGGACGGUGGCUGGGAGUAUCAUGUGGCCAGCUCGAUCUCGGAAUGGAUAGUGGCGACCGCUUUCUGCUUCUACGUGCUCACGUUUACCGACGAGUUUCGUACAAUGCAGUUCGACCAUCCACCGCUGAUACUGCUUGAAAUUGAUUCAUCUCGAUCGUACGAACCGGUGAUCAGUGAUACACCGGUGGCCGUUAUCUCGUGAUUUGAAUCGCGGCAAGACGGUGAGCAGGAUGGCAACGUUCAGUCCACUAUGCGAGCAUCAAC